Brassica rapa (field mustard) is the source of this 1818-nucleotide messenger RNA. RefSeq names its product probable magnesium transporter NIPA8. Gene Ontology annotation, biological process: magnesium ion transport. NCBI's taxonomy places the organism in Eukaryota, Viridiplantae, Streptophyta, Magnoliopsida, Brassicales, Brassicaceae. Gene Ontology annotation, molecular function: magnesium ion transmembrane transporter activity. Gene Ontology annotation, cellular component: membrane. The record is from RefSeq and is a predicted model, not a curated record.
AACAUUAGAACUUUCCAUUUGAGAGAAAAAAGAUCCAAUUUUUAUCCUCCCUUCUCCUCGACGCCAUUGUGUUUUUUGGUCAAAAGGAAAAAAAAAGAAGCUAAAACCAUUUUUUUCUUAAAUAGUUUUUUUUUUCAUUUUCUUGUUGGGAGAGGAGGACUUGUAAUCUGCUCUUGCUGUUAAGAGAAUCAAUCUGGAUCUGAACAAGAAGAAGCUCUCUUCUACCCUCUCCUCCUUGCAGUUUGCAGCUUUAGAUGAUCCUUAAUUGACCCGUCACCGUUCUUUAAACAUGGGAGAGUGGGUCAUCGGAGCUUUCAUCAAUAUUUUUGGAAGCGUUGCUAUUAAUUUCGGCACUAACCUUCUCAAAUUGGGACAUAACGAGAGAGAGAGGUUAGCUUUACAGGAUGGUGGUGGAGGAAAGACGCCGUUGAAGCCUAUUAUACAUUUUCAGACAUGGAGAGUUGGGAUCCUUGUCUUUCUUCUUGGGAACUGCCUCAAUUUCAUUUCGUUUGGUUAUGCUGCUCAGUCGCUUCUAGCAGCUCUUGGAUCCAUUCAGUUUGUAUCCAACAUAGCGUUUGCUUAUGUUGUAUUGAACAAAAUGGUGACUGUCAAAGUACUUGUCGCUACAGCCUUUAUAGUUCUUGGAAACGUUUUCCUGGUAGCAUUUGGUAAUCAUCAGUCACCAGUUUUCACACCCGAACAGUUGGCAGAAAAAUACAGCAAUGCCACAUUCUUAGUAUACUGUGGGAUUUUGAUUUUAAUCGUAGCCGUAAACCAUUUCCUCUAUAGGAAGGGAGAAGUUUUGUUAUCUACACCUGGACAAGAGAUUAGCUCCUACUGGAAAAUGUUGCUUCCUUUCUCAUAUGCUGUUGUCUCUGGUGCUAUAGGAUCAUGUUCGGUUUUAUUCGCCAAGUCACUCUCAAACUUGCUGAGAUUGGCCAUGUCUAGUAGCUAUCAAUUGCACAGCUGGUUCACAUACUCUAUGCUUCUUUUAUUCCUUAGUACAGCUGGAUUCUGGAUGACAAGAUUAAAUGAAGGAUUAUCUCUAUAUGAUGCAAUUCUUAUAGUUCCAAUGUUUCAGAUUGCUUGGACUUUCUUCUCCAUUUGUACAGGAUUCAUAUACUUUCAAGAGUUUCAGGUUUUCGAUGCGCUAAGAACAACAAUGUUCAUAUCAGGAAUGCUAUGCGUAUUCAUAGGCAUAUCUUUACUAGCACCUGAUGAUACAAGAGGCAACGAAUCAAAAGACAAUACAUCUUCUCUUGACUCAAUAGUGUCCUCUGACGUGCCAUCCGAGGAGGACAGGUUGAUAUCACAAUCGUCUGAAGAUGGGCAUAGCAAAGACACAAGAGUAGUCGUACAAGGAAUGUAUAUGAAAGCAACUGAUCUAUUUGCCAAGACAAAGAGUGCUUGUUUAGCAGCAUUGGGCUUUGGCGAAGACUCUAUAAACGCAUCUGCUAUUCUCGUCAUGCCAAUGGUAUCUUCAAAGAUUACGGGGUUCAGAGGAAACGGACUCGAACGGGCUAAGAUUCUGUCCAUGAGAGGAUCAGGAUGGAGCAAACUAGCCAUGGAAGAAGAAGGAACAAGAAUGCUUGAAAAGACAUCUCAUCAUCAUCACCCUUCAAAGGCUUAAGUAGAUUAGUUAAAAAAACAAGAGAGCUAAUGAAACAGUUUCUCAGGUACAUUCUUCUCUUUAUCAUAUAUAUGGCUUUAGUAGCAAAAAAAGAAAAACCAUUGCACGAUUGUGUAUUCUUGCAAAAGAAAAAACCAAAAUGUAUAACAUUACAUCUCUGUAUAUUAUUAUUAUUAUUGUUUGAGACC